Molecule: messenger RNA, 621 nt
Organism: Penicillium taxi
Lineage: Eukaryota; Fungi; Ascomycota; Eurotiomycetes; Eurotiales; Aspergillaceae
Product: putative RNA binding protein Pym
Exons: 1
Coding region: 1-621 (206 amino acids)
Biological process (GO): exon-exon junction complex disassembly
Cellular component (GO): cytoplasm; exon-exon junction complex
Molecular function (GO): RNA binding
Source: RefSeq, a predicted model, not a curated record
AUGGCCUCCAACGUUUCUUCGGCCGGAAUUACCACCGAUUCUACCACCGGCGAUCGCAUUAUUCCCUCCUCUAUUCGUGCAGAUGGCUCUAAGCGCAAGGAGAUCAAAGUACGCCCGGGAUUUACACCGCAAGAAGACAUCAAGCUUUAUAGGAACCGUGCCGCUGAGGCAUGGAAAAGCCGAGGAAACGGCAGGGUGCCUGGUGCGGAAGCUGUGAGCAGCGAAGACGACAGAGCCGCGCAGACCGCUACUUCAGCUACCAGCAACAAGAAUGCAAAGCGCAGGGAAGCUAAACGCAAAGUUAAGGAAGCCGGCUCAGAUGCUACGACAGAAAAGAAGGGUGCCGAAUCAGACAACUGGCGUGUCCCCGCCAAAAAGGAAGAGCUGCCUGCCGAAGAGCCCGUGGACCAAGAGGCCGAGCAGGAAAAGAAGGCCCGGAACCUCAAGAAGAAGCUCAGACAGGCACGGGAGCUACGAGACAAGAAGAAUGACGGUGAAUCCCUGCUUCCUGAGCAGCUGGAAAAAGUCAUCAAGAUCCACGAGCUGGUCCGCCAGUUGGAAUCACUCGGAUUUGAUUCCAAUGGAAACAAAAAUAUCACCGAUAGCAAGGAGAGUGCGUGA